UACCUCCCAGAACCACUGGCAUUUGGCCAACUCUGAGACAUUCAUCCAUUUUCUCCUUAGCAUGACUCAUGGGUAAGCAUGGAGGUGGGAGGAAGAAACAGUGAGAAAUAGCAAGUCGACCAAAGACAGACAGCGUCAGAGCGAGAGACAGAGCGAGAGACAGAGCGAACCUGAGGGAGCGAGAGAGCCUGAGAGAGCGAAAGACAGAGAGCGUGAGACAGAGAACGUGAGACAGAGCGCGUGAGACAGAGAGCGUGAGACAGAGAGCGUGAGAGAGAGAGAGCGUGAGACAGAGAGCGUGAGACAGAGAGCGUGAGACAGAGAGAGGACAUCUGAACGUUUUCAACCUGUGAUAACGGUAGGUGAUGCGAAUCCAAACCAGGGGCUCAUCCAACAUGCGGGGACAAAGGAAAUUCCUCAGCAUGGAAUGCACCGAAGUGAGAUAUUAUUAGGCAAUUAUUUUCACAAGGGGAGGGCUGCCUAUGACAUUUUAUGAUUUUGGAGGGGUUCUACGUAUAUAAAAACGUGAGCAGGGACGAGAAAAAAAGCUGCCACUCAAAAGGAGUCUGAGGAUUGAGUUGUUUGGUGAUGAACAGCACUGUUCAUCCAAUGCGCAAGGUAUUGCGUGAUUGAAAAGUAAGGAUAUAGCAGCUCUGAAUGCGAUGCAAAUGAACUGGACAAACUAAAGGAGAACACACAGGCUUCUGCGUUAGCUGAAGUAGAAACUGGUCUGUUCUAGGGAGUACACAAACCAAAAUACAUCGGCGCCUGGACUACGAGUCAGACAACCAACUCUUGACCUAACAUCCCCUUUACUGUGGUGGUACAACCUGUUCAGUUCUGGAGCGGCGGGGCUUUUUCGAUUGUGACGUGGCCCUUUUGGUUUGUACGCUGAGUCUGAGGAUGAGCCACCGCCCUGUGUGCUGGCUCUGAGCUGCCCUCCACUGCCCUCCCCCGUGCCUGUGGGACCCUGUGACCAUGCUGGCCAAGCCCCCUGAGCCAGCCAGAGCAGAACCACGACCCGCGCCCAGGUCAGCCAUCCCUUCCACAGCAGGAUGUCCCAGCCAGAUGCGGUCCCGCUGGGGACCAACGGCUCGGGGGCCGGGGAGGUGGCCGGAGCUCAGCUGCACUGGGCUGCUCUGCUCAUCAUCAUGGUUAUCAUCCCCACCAUCGGGGGCAACAUCCUGGUCAUCUUGGCCGUGUCGCUGGAGAGGAAGCUGCAAAACGCCACCAACUACUUCCUGAUGUCCCUGGCAGUGGCCGACCUGCUGGUGGGACUCCUGGUGAUGCCCAUCGCCCUCAUCACUGUGCUAUACAAUUCCGGGUGGCCUCUUCCGGAGUUCCUCUGCCCAAUCUGGCUCUUCCUGGACGUCCUGUUCUCCACAGCGUCCAUCAUGCACCUGUGUGCCAUCUCACUGGACCGCUACAUAGCCAUCAAGAAACCCAUUCAGCACAGCCAGUAUAAGUCCAGGUCCAAAGCCAUGGCCAAGAUAGCAGUGGUGUGGCUCAUAUCCAUUGGUAUCGCAAUCCCCAUUCCAAUCAAGGGGCUGAGAAACUACCAUCUUCCAAACAAUGUCACCUUUAACAGCAACCACACCUGCCUACUGAAACCAGACAGCUUCCGAGAGUUCAUCAUGUAUGGCUCCAUGACAGCUUUUUUCAUCCCUUUAACCAUCAUGAUGGUCAUCUACCUGCUCACCAUUCAGGUGUUGCGCAAGAAAGCUUUUCUGCUCAGGUCAAAGGUCACCCAGCGCUUCACUCGGCCAACAGUCUCCACAGUCUUCCAGAGGGAGCAGUCCAUGGCCUCUCCCACAACUGAGAAACAUCCAGGAAAUUCCACCCCUCCUACCAACCCAAUGACAAGUGAAGAUAUCCCCAUCCGUCGCAUGUCCACCAUGGGCAAGAAGUCCAUGCAAAACCUGACCAAUGAGCAGCGUGCCUCUAAGGUGCUGGGCAUCGUCUUCCUGCUGUUUGUGGUCAUGUGGUGCCCAUUCUUUAUCACUAACAUCACCUCUGUGCUUUGUGCGAGCUGCGACGUCAAUGUGAUCGGCCGUCUGAUGGAGAUCUUUGUGUGGGUGGGCUACGUGUCAUCUGGUAUCAACCCACUGGUCUACACCCUCUUCAACAAGACUUUCCGCCAGGCCUUUACACGCUACAUCACCUUUAACUACAGCCGCAUCAGUAAUGGGCCAGCCAGCCAUACAAGGGAACAGCAUGGCUGCAGGAAUCUAACACGGAUCUCCUUCCGUUCAUCUGUGGCAGAGAACUCUAAGCUGUUCAUGAAGCGGGGAAUGAAAAACGGCAUCGGGCCAGUGUGCUAUCAGAGUCAACUGAGCCGAAAGCAAGCACCAAUACAGUCCUCUGGCAGCGUUCUACUGGACACCCUGCUCCUUACCGAGAAUGAGGAUUGCAAAUCCGAAGAGCAUGUCAGUUACUUGUAGGCCUUUCGGAAAAUGCAGUCAGCAAAAGGGAAACAAUUAGAACCAGAAAGUCACAUGUAAGAGGCACCCAAGGCUUGAGUUGUGAGCUCCCCAGGGGAUUACCUUCCAUGAGCAUCACGUGGAUUAUUUUCUAUUCAAGAAAACAGUGUGCUCUCAGGGGGAAAACAAAAAGGAGACGUUGAUUUCUGUCAAACAACUAAGUAGGCCCUCUGUACAGAGAUAGCUGAACAUUAUGCGUAAAAUGAGACAUCAAACAGGUGUGUUGAGGUGGUUGCCCUCAAUAAAAGAUAAGCUGACAAGGGUCAGGUUGGAUUGUUCCUAAGAAAGCCACACGAGAAAUACAUAAGGAAUGAAGACCUAUGACUGUCUGGAAACUCUCUCAGAGCAUACAAUGUGUAUUCCAAUGCUAAUCCUGUCACCUUGGGCUAUUUAGUUCUCUGCUAUGGACAAUUUCCAUUGAGGAGAUGACAUUCUUACCUAUUGAGAGGACAAACACUUCACCUUCACACAAUAGUUUAUAAAUACCACCCAUUUUAAUUGCAUUUUUUUGGUAAGUGCUUUUAUGAAUAUUAACAGAUUUAUUGUAUAGUCACAGGUCCAAUUUUCCCAAACUGUUAUAGCAUCCAAAUUGAUUAUUAUAUAUAAAAUGCAAUAAAGACAAAACCUUUGCAAACGGGAAGAUUGUAAAAUACAAAUGUAUAGCCUACAGAUGGAUAUGUAUUUAGCAUAAAAUUCCUGGUUCAUAAAUUGCUAAAACUGUGCUUUGCUAAAAGAAAAGCCAAAAGUAUGUCUUUUUUUUUUAUUUAUUUUUUUACAGUUCUUAAAGGGACAAUCAGCAGUUGAAACAUUAAAAAUAUUAUCCCCAUCCCUGUUCCAGUAAAAAGCUGAGGGAUGGAUCUGGAGAAAUGUAACCACUCAAAUUCAUAGGCAGAGCUAUGGAUGCAAGGACUGACCAGCUAAGAUAUUCAAACGACUGUUUUAGCCACAUUUUGAAGCUAUAAAACAGGGUCUUACAUUGACUAUGCCCGAUGGAUCUCGUCAGUCACUGGCCCAGUAACUAUUCAGCGCAUUUUCGUGUUCCAGUUCAACAUUUACCCGCUCUACCACUGAAUACUACACGCGAUAAAGUCAUGCCAUUUGUAUUUCAGCAAUAUGAUUGACCGUUCAUUGAAGCACCACUUGUUCCCGCAAGUCACAACUACAGCACAUUAAAUAAAAUAAAAUAUUAGCCGACGCCAAAGGCCUUUACACAGCACACACACGAGCUGUCCUGAGCAAAAUAAAUGGUCAUUAAUCCAUUCGCUGAGCUCCUUUACUUUAGGGAAAGUGAUUUACAACCUUAAAUAGUGAACAUACAGUACUAGCAAUAUGCGGGCUACUGUUGAUAGGCUGCAAAAAGACACCUAGCAUGUGUCUUGGCUAGCCUACUGUAGCGAGUUGAUAUAUUUUGGAAUGUUUGUCUUAAAGGGGCAGUGUCCUAUUUUGGGAUGUAAAAAAAAUCAUCUCAAAAUGACAUACUUUAGAAUAAAAUGAAAGCAUUUAAUACAAUUCAAAAGAAUAUAGUAAUGACUUGCAUUGCAAAAUUAUAUUACACAGCUUUAUAAUAACUAGAUGUAAUCCUGGAAGUGAAUGUUGGAAUUAAACAAUUAACUAUGCAAAUGAGCAAAAGGUGUGUGCAUUAAGGAAAUCGACGCCAGGCUCAAAAAGAAACCUGUCUCUAAUAAGCGCCCGUUUUGUUCAGUGAUUUAAACAAAUAAACGCCAAGGCUAUUAAAUUGACAUUUUACAGUGGAAUAGUUUUACGUUAAAUACUCCAGGCAACAAGAUGGCAGUAGCUUGUGCCUGCUGUAGCUAAUGUAAGCUAACUAGCAAGCUAUGCUAAUUUUGUUGCUAGCUAGCUAGAAUUUUUAGAAAGCCCUUGUUGAUACUACAUUGACAUUUUUGUCAUUUAUCAGAGUAUGUUGCUAUGGCAUCAACAGCCCAUUCCCACAGGGUGCAUUGCGAGAUGGUAUUUGAAGGACAAACAGAGUUGAAAAAUUUGGUACACUGUUUAGAUUGAACACAUCCAAGUGAAAUAUAUACUUUAUCAUGACGAUAUAAAACGGAUGGAUGUGUUCUAGACAAGUAUGCCCAUACCAUCCAUUGGCCUUUUGGCAAUCUGGAGUAGAGGUCGGACGAUUAUGAUUUUUCAAUGCUGAUACCGAAUUAUUGGAGGACAAAAAAAGCCGAUACCGAUUAAUCGGCUGAUUUAUUAAAAAAAAAAAAAAUGCUAUAUAUAUAUAUAUCACACACACACAUUUUUGUAAUAAUGACAAUUGCAACAAUACUGAAUGAACAAUGAACACUUUUAUUUUAACUUAAUAUAAUACAUAAAUACACACACAGCUCUGAAGUGACAAUGAUACUGAAGAGUCUGCUUAGGAGACAAAUACUCUCAACUGUUUGAAUAAAAAUAGAGUUUAAGUUACCUGUGAUGAAUGUUGAAAACAAAAACUUUAAUUUCUAUAUGCAGGAAAUCCUAUUUUAAUAAUGGGCAUGGUAAGAAUUGACAACCAAAGUGCGAGUCAUAAUUCCCAUGACACCUUUCAGCAAAAUCUGAAAAGCGGUUCCUUCAUUUAUUCCAUAGGAUAUUUUUAGAUUCACUUAAAAUAAGGUCUGUGUUUCGUGUAGGCUUACAACACCGUGCCAAUUUUAUAACUGUGUAGAUAUCCACAGGACAAGGUAACUCUGAUCAAUAUUGGCUAAAUAUAAGCGAAGAUACAUUUUUUUGUAGAGUGGAUUUAUGAAAAUAUGUUGACAAACGUUACCUUAUCCUAGUGAGAUUUACACGGGUAUCAAAACGUCAAGGCGGUUUAAGCCUGCACGAAACACAGACCUUAUUUGAAGUAGAUCAAGACAUUCUAUGGAAGACAUGAACGGUAAAAUAACGAAAGAACCCCUUUCAAAUUCAGCCGCAAGUUUUUACAGGAAUUAUAACGCGUCGACUAUUUCUCUCUAAACCAUAUACCUUUGACUAAUCCGGAAACUAUCACCUCAAAAACAAAACGUUUAUUCCGUUCCGUAUUUUAUCUAACGGGUGGCAUCCAUAAGUCUAAAUAUUCCUGUUACAUUGCACAACCUUCAAUGUUGUCAUAAUUACGUAAAAUUCUGGCAAAUUAGUUCGCAAAGAGCCAGGCGGCCCAAACUGUUGCAUAUACCCUGACUCUGCGUGCAAUGAACGCAAGAGAAAUGACACAAUUUCACCUGGUUAAUAUUGCCUGCCAUCCUGGAUUUCUUUUAGCUAAAUAUGCAGGUUUAAAAAUAUAUACUUGUGUAUUGAUUUUAAGAAAGGCAUUGAUGUUUAUGGUUAAGUACACAUUGGAGCAAUGACAGUCAUUGAUUGAUUGUUUUUUAUAAGAUAAGUUUAAUGCUAGCUAGCAACUUACCUUAGCUUACUGCAUUCGCUAACAGGCAGGCUCCUCGUGGAGUGCAAUGUAAUCAGGUGUUAGAGCAUUGGACUAGUUAACUGUAAGGUUGCAAGAUUGGAUCCCCCGAGUUCACAAGGUUAAAAAUCUGAGGCAGAACGUUCCUAGGCCGCCAUUGAAAAUAAGAAUGUGUUCUUAACUGACUUGCCUAGUUAAAUGAAGAUUAAAUAAAGGUGUAAAAAAAUAUAUACCGAUUUCCGAUUGUUAGGAAAACUUGAAAUCGGCCAUUCCGAUUAAUCGGUCAACCUCUAAUCUGGAGUGCAGGAAAUUGUCUUCAAAGGGCUAUGAAAUGUGAUAGUGUGUUAUCCCCCAUCUCCAGUGAUGAGAACCAUGUAGCUAUGACGCGUUCCUACACAAUUUCCUCAUUUCACAGACGGACCACUUAGGAGUUAAAUCAUGGGGAGUUCUCUUUUUUUACCCACUGAUAAAACAUAGGCUUUCAGCAAAUUGACAGAAGUAUCAUGAUUUUUAUUUCUGGGGGUAGAUUACUCUUUAAAAUAGCUAGAUAGGACUAGAGCGAUUGCGGUGACCGUAUUACCGCCAGUCAUGAGUCUUGACCGCAGCAAAAUUUCAGCCAAUUUCAGUAAACUCAGUACCGUUCGCUCAGUACCAUUUUUUUGUCCAGUAUGAACUCAAACCCCUCAAAAGAGCUGCCGAAGCAAACUGAAAAUACAAUUAAGAGGUGGUCUGAGAUCAGGUUAGACAACCUCUCGAAAUGCUCUCCAAGUUCACUUGUCAUUAUUCCCGCACCACACACUAGACUACUGCAACACCGUUUCCCCUGCCACAAACCCUUACAUUGGUGCCACAAGAGAGAAGAUGUGCAGGUUCGCGGAAAAAACGUGCCGUUUUUGGAUACUGAUUAGGGAUGGUCAAGAAUGCACAGAAAUUCCAAAAUAUGUGUAAAGAUUUUAGUUCAGAUUAUUUGUUUGCAGUAUGUGAACUAUAGGCUAAAAUAGCUUCAUCAGCUGUUUAUUUAAUUGGGGUUUGAAUAGUGUGAAAAGACAACAUAUUUGGUAAGAAUCAAAACACAAGGUAUGCCUACAAAAUAAAUUAUAGCUCUUAAAAAGGGGCAAUAGCCUACAUUAGGACGCACAGGGUGCUGUAAUUAUAAAUUACAGCAUUAUUUAAUCUGCAGUUAUUCUUCUGCUAUUUAUUCUGUUACCAAUAAUAUUUACAUGUUAUUAGUAUUUUCAGAUUGCAUAGUUAAAAGAUGUGACAAUAAAUGUAAUCUAUUAGCUUCCAAAAUGUAAGUAGGUAUAUCUAUACUGAACAAAAAUAUAAAACGCAACAUGUAAAGUGUUGGUUCCAUGUUUUAUGAGCUGGAAAAAAAGAUCACACAUUUUUCAUACGCACAAAAAGCUUCUCUCUCAAAUGCUGUGCACAAUUCUGUUUACAUCCCUGGUAGUGAGCAUUUAUCCUUUGCCAAGAUAAUCCAUCCACCUGACAGGUGUGGCAUAUCAAGAAGCUGAUUAAACAGCAUGAUCAUUACAGGUGCAGCUACUGCCGGGGACAUUAAAAAGCCACUCGAAAAUGUGCAGUUUUGUCACACAACAGAAUGCCACAGAUGUCUCAAGUUGAGGAAGCGUGCAAUUGGCAUGCUGACUCCAGGAAUGUCCACCAGAGCAGUUGCCAGAUAAUUUAAUGUUAAUUUCUCUACCAUAAGCCGCCUCCAACAUCGUUUUAGAGAAUUUGGCAGGUAUGUCCAACCUCCCUCACAACUGCAGACUGUGUAACCACGCCAGCCCAGGACCUCCACAUCCGGGAUCGUUGGAGAGACCAGCCAUCCGGACAGCUGAUGAAACUGAGGAGUAUUUCUGUCUGCAAUAAAGCCCUUUUGUGGGGGAAAAAAAAUCAUUCUUAUUGGCUAGGCCUGGCUCCCCAGUUGGUGGGCCUACCUCCCAAGUAGGUGGGCCUGUGCCCUACCAGGCCCACACAUGGCUGUGCCCCUGCCCAGUCAUGUGAAAUCCCUAAAUUAGGGCCUAAUUUAUUUAAAGUGACUAAUUUCCUUAUGAACUGUAACUCAGUAAAAUCGUUUAAAUUGUUGCGUCUAUAUUUUUGUUCAGUAUAGCUGUCUGAUAACACAUUGAUGGAAUGGCUUGUCCUGCUAAUGGUAAAAACCCAAAAUGCAUUGCAUAAAUGUUGGGAAAAUAUAGUGGUUAUUUUCUAAACAUAGAAGGCCUGCAUCCCGGAGUCGCCUCUUCACUGUUGGCAUUGAGACUGGUGUUUUGCGGAUACUAUUUAAUGAAGCUGCCAGUUGGGACUUGUGAGGUGUCUGUUUCUCCAACUAGACACUAAUGUACUUGUCCUCUUGCUCAGUUGUACACCGGGGCCUCCCACUCCUCUUUCUAUUCUGGUUAGAGCCAGUUUGUGCUGUUCUGUGAAGGGCGUUAUACACAGCGUUGUACGAGAUCUUCAGUUUCUUGGCAAUUUCUGGCAUGGAAUAGCCUUCAUUUCUCAGAACAUGAAUAGACCGACGAGUUUCAGAAGAAAGUUAUUUGUUUCUGGCCAUUUUGAGCCUGUAAUCGAACCCACAAAUGCUGAUCAAAUCAAAUGUAUUUAUAUAGCCCUUUUUACAUCAGCUGAUAUCUCAAAGUGCUGUACAGAAACCCAGCCUAAAACCCCAAACAGUAAGCAAUACAGGUGUAUAAGCACAGUGGCUAGGAAAAACUCCCUAGAAAGGCCAAAACCUAGGAAGAAACCUAGAGAGGAACCAGGCUAUGAGGGGUGGCCAGUCCUCUUCUGGCUGUGCCGGGUGGAGAUUAUAACAGAACAUGGCCAAGAUGUUCAAAUGUUCAUAAAUGACCAGCAUGAUUAAAUAAUAAUAAAUCACAGCAGUUGUCCAGGGUGAACCUCAGGAGUAAAUGUCAGUUGGCUUUUCAUAGCCGAUCAUUGAGAGUAUAUCUACCGCUCCUGCUGUCUCUAGAGAGAAAACAGCAGGUCUGGGAUAGGUAGCACAUCUGAUGCUCCAGAUACUCAACUAGUCUAAAGAAGGCCAGUUUACUGCUUCUUUAAUAAGCACAACAGUUUUCAGAGGUGCUAACAUAAUUGCAAAAGGGUUUUCUAAAGAUCUUUUAGCCUUUUAAAAUUAUAAAUUUGGAUUAGCUAACACAACGUGCCAUUGGAACACAGGAGUGAUGGUUGCUGAUAAAAUAUUUUAAAUGUCCUUGGUAAAUAAUUGGUCUAGGCUAUAUUCCAGAAUUAAACAAAUUCUAGUAAUCUCUUUUGAGUGUGGACUGUAUUAUUAUCCAUACUGGAUGGGCUGGUGCCUUAUGAAUAGAAUGUUUGGAGUGUAGCAUGAGUCUGGGAGAGAAAGUAUAGGCCUAGGCAACGCUAUUGGCUCAUUGAUUUUGCAGGGCGGCUUACAGAGUUGGCCUACAAUUAUAGUGAAUUUAUAUGUUCAUAAUUAAUAG
Molecule: messenger RNA, 9317 nt
Organism: Salvelinus fontinalis (brook trout)
Lineage: Eukaryota; Metazoa; Chordata; Actinopteri; Salmoniformes; Salmonidae
Product: 5-hydroxytryptamine receptor 2B-like
Exons: 4
Coding region: 1056-2441 (461 amino acids)
Biological process (GO): regulation of behavior; vasoconstriction; G protein-coupled receptor signaling pathway, coupled to cyclic nucleotide second messenger
Cellular component (GO): plasma membrane; dendrite
Molecular function (GO): G protein-coupled serotonin receptor activity; neurotransmitter receptor activity
Source: RefSeq, a predicted model, not a curated record